Prunus mume (Japanese apricot) is the source of this 1231-nucleotide messenger RNA. The record is from RefSeq and is a predicted model, not a curated record. Lineage: Eukaryota; Viridiplantae; Streptophyta; Magnoliopsida; Rosales; Rosaceae.
AUGACAAAGAAGAGAGCUUCAUCACCCAUGCGCCAACUUUUGAGGUUGGUUUCAGGUCUCAUCAUCAUUGUCAGUAUCUUUCUAUGUCUAUUGGCUUUUCUUAGAGUGCUCCAUUCUCAGUCCAAACUCCCACCAUCAUUCUUCAAGUCUCGGAGGUCUCAUGCUUUCAUUCAUGAAGAUCAGUUUAAAGGCCCUCCGAAAGUUGCCUUCCUCUUCCUCGUUCGUCAGGAUCUUCCUCUUGAUUUUCUCUGGGACACCUUCUUCAAGAAUGGGGAUGUGGCAAAGUUCUCGAUUUAUAUUCAUUCAGAGCCUGGUUUUGCAUUUGAUGAAUCAACCACAAGGUCUGCUUUCUUUUACGGUCGACAGCUGAACAACAGCAUUCAGGUAGUAUGGGGAGAAUCAAGUAUGAUAGAAGCAGAGCGCUUACUACUUGAAGAAGCUCUGUAUGAUCCAGCCAAUCAAAUAUUUGUCCUCCUCUCAGAUAGCUGUGUGCCUCUGUACAACUUCAGUUACAUUUACAACUAUGUAAUGUCUUCUCCAAGAAGCUUUGUGGACAGCUUCAUUGAUGUUAAAGGAUUUCGUUAUGAUCCGAAGAUGUCACCUACUAUACCUGAGGAGAGAUGGCGAAAAGGAUCCCAGUGGAUAACUUUGGUUAGAAGACAUGCAGAAAUUGUUGUGGACGACCAUACGGUUUUCCCCGUCUUCAGGAAAUUCUCGGCGGCCACCCAUAGACCUGAGUUUGAGGAGGCAACUUCUUGUAAGGAAAUACUGUCUUUUAAACUUUACAUGAAAAAGAAGGAAGAAAAAAGGACAGUUCUGAAGUAUCGGAAUUGUAUCCCAGAUGAACAUUACGUGCAGACACUACUUAUAAUAAGUGGACUUGAGGACGAACUUGAACGAAGAACAUUGACCUACACAUCAUGGAAUCAGACAACGAUACUAAGGAAAAGAAGGUCUUGGCAUCCUAUAACGUUUGAUUAUGCAGAUGCAAGCCCUUGGAAGAUGAGAGAAAUUAAGGAUAUCGACCAUGCAUACUAUGAGUACGAACAACACACCGAGUUCUGCCAUACCGGAUCCAAAAUCGCUUCAUGUUACUUGUUUGCAAGAAAAUUCACUGUCGGAGCUGCCAUGCGCAUUCUGAGAGAAGGUUUGAUUGGUCCUUAUGAUGUUACUGCAAUACCAAACAUGUGACCGUUACUGCAAUACCAGAUAUAAGGAGGCCUCUAUGAAA